Zootoca vivipara (common lizard) is the source of this 2646-nucleotide messenger RNA. RefSeq names its product polypeptide N-acetylgalactosaminyltransferase 9 (gene GALNT9). Gene Ontology annotation, biological process: protein O-linked glycosylation. NCBI's taxonomy places the organism in Eukaryota, Metazoa, Chordata, Lepidosauria, Squamata, Lacertidae. Gene Ontology annotation, molecular function: polypeptide N-acetylgalactosaminyltransferase activity. The record is from RefSeq and is a predicted model, not a curated record. Gene Ontology annotation, cellular component: Golgi apparatus.
GGGCACCGGCGACCAUGCCUUGAUGCCCGCCACCCUCCCCAGCGGUGUCCAUGGCGGUGGCAAGGAAAAUAAAAACUUUGUUGACUGUGAACAUUUUGGUCUUUGUGGGGAUCAUCCUCUUCUCAGUCUACUGCAGGAUCCAGGAUCGUUCCCAGGAGUUGGUGCAGAUCGUCAGGAGCGCCGACCGGCGGGUGAGGAGCCGGAAUACCAAGGUGGGAGCCCUCCUGGACAGGGAGUCUAUCCUGCAGCGGCUGGACCACCUGGAGGAAGUUGUGUACAACCAGCUCAAUGGUCUAGCCAAGCCAAUGGGAUUAGUUGAAGGCCCUGGAGGCUUGGGCCAAGGAGGGAUGGCUGCUACCCUGAGAGACGAUAGUCACGAAUCUGAAACAAAGUAUGAAGAAUAUGGUUAUAAUGCCCAGCUAAGUGAUCGGAUUUCACUGGACAGGUCUAUUCCUGACUACAGACCAAAAAAGUGCAAACAGAUGUCCUAUCCCGAUGACCUGCCCCAGAUCUCGGUGGUCUUUAUUUUUGUAAAUGAGGCCCUAUCUGUCAUCUUGCGCUCAGUACACAGUGUUGUGAAUCACACCCCAUCCCACUUGCUCAAGGAGAUUAUCUUGGUGGAUGACAACAGUGACAAUGUUGAGCUGAAGUUUAAUUUGGACCAGUAUGUCCACAAGAGAUACCCAGGGCUGGUGAAAAUAGUUCGUAAUAACAAACGAGAAGGGCUGAUCCGAGCCAGAAUCCAAGGUUGGAAGGCAGCAACAUCACCAGUGGUUGGGUUUUUUGAUGCUCACGUCGAGUUCAACACCGGCUGGGUGGAGCCGGCACUUACCCGCAUCAAAGAAGACAGGAAACGGAUCAUCCUUCCAGCUAUUGACAACAUAAAGUACAACACGUUUGAAGUGCAGCAAUACGCCAAUGCAGCUCAUGGCUACAACUGGGGACUCUGGUGUAUGUACAUAAUCCCACCGCAAGACUGGCUGGACAAGGGGGACGAGUCUGCACCCAUCAGGACACCAGCCAUGAUUGGUUGUUCGUUUGUGGUGGACAGAGGGUACUUUGGUGAGAUUGGACUUCUUGACCCUGGAAUGGAAGUUUAUGGGGGAGAAAACAUUGAACUUGGUAUGAGGGUCUGGCAGUGUGGCGGAAGCAUGGAGGUGCUGCCUUGCUCCCGAGUCGCCCACAUUGAGCGCACCAAGAAACCUUACAACAACGACAUUGACUACUAUGCAAAGCGCAACGCGUUACGUGCUGCUGAAGUCUGGAUGGACGACUUCAAGUCGCAUGUUUACAUGGCGUGGAACAUACCAAUGACGAACCCCGGAGUUGACUUUGGAGAUGUUUCUGAAAGAAUUGCUCUGCGGCAACGUCUUCAGUGCCGAAGUUUUAAGUGGUACUUGGAGAAUGUCUAUCCCGAGAUGAGAAUUUACAACAAUACCAUCACUUAUGGGGAGGUUCGCAACAGCAAAGCCAGUGGCUUCUGUUUGGACCAGGGUGCAGAAGAUGACGACAAAGCCAUUCUCUACCCGUGUCAUGGCAUGUCCUCCCAGCUUGUUCGUUACAGCUCUGAAGGACUUCUGCAACUGGGCCCGCUGGGAUCUACUGCAUUUCUGCCUGACUCCAAAUGUCUCGUCGAUGAUGGGAAAGGAAGGACCCCCACUCUGAAGAAAUGUGAAGACACGUUGAGGCCAGCACAGAGACUGUGGGAUUUUACACAGAAUGGCCCAAUUAUCAGCCGAGACACUGGCCGGUGUCUAGAAGUAGAGAUGUCCAAGGAUGCCAACUUUGGGCUCCGAUUAGUCGUACAAAGAUGCUCGGGGCAGAAAUGGAUGAUCAGAAACUGGAUCAAGCAUGGCCGGCAUUGAUCUAGAGCUGGGAAGAUGCUUACUCUUCUGGAGUCCUUUGACCAGUACGUGGGCGCCCCUCCAAGAGAUUCAGGUUAAAGAGGACUAUUGCGAUGAGAAGACGACAGCUCAUUGAAGGAGAAGGAUUACUGCUGGGCACAUGUUGUUUUAUUUUAUUUUUAAAGAAAGGAAAGAUGGAGACUGGCAUUCCACCUAAGGCCUCAGAAGUGAUACACCUGUACCUAGACCGUAUCAUUUCAGACUAGGGCUUAUAGGCACACAUGAUACAAUCAUCUCUCCAUUAAGGAAAAGAAAUCCCUGCAUAUAGAAAACUAGCAUGUCAGGGGGGAAACUCAUCUCUUUGAUAUGCUCUUUUCUAAGUUCAAUAAGUUCUAAGUUCCUAAGGAGGAACUUUCAAUCACGUGAGUCUGAAGUGGCAUAGUCCGAGCAAUGGUUUACCACCUUGGUGAGAGCUGAGCCUAACCUAUCCUCAUAACAGUGGAUGCCCAAGAAAGACUUGUGCAAGCUUUCUGCUUUUUUGGAACUCAGUUGGAGAGGAACCACAGAAGCCAGACCACUUUCUGGGAGGAAACAGGAGGGCAGCCAUGUUUGGGUCAGGUUUGCAGGACAGAUCAGUCUCGUGCCUGACUGAAGAAGGUCCCUGGGGCAGAAGGAUCUGUUAGCUUUAAGUUGCUGACCGAUGCACAACUCUAAUGGUGAACAGAACCGUGUGCCUUUUAUACUGUACUUCCUAUCCAAGCGGACUGGGGAAAUCCCGCCUCUUCAGCAUGUCUGAACAAUA